AACCCAUUCUGCACUGCAACUUACCUUAUCUCACCCUUCUUUGACUGUUCUCCCACACCACACCCAUGACACUCCUCCUCCUCCUUAUUCUCCUCUUUCACGCGGCGGAAGCCAAGGGACAGUGGCAGCUCCUCCACAAAAACAUCGGCAUUGUCGCCAUGCACAUGCAGCUUCUCCACAACGACCGCGUCAUCAUCUUCGACCGCACCGACUUCGGACUCUCCAACCUAACCCUCCCCGACGGAAGAUGCCGCAACAACCCAAACGAGUUGGUCGUCAAACGCGACUGCACCGCCCACUCCAUCGAAUACGACGUCGCAGCCAACACAUUCCGCGCUCUCUUUGUCCAAACCAAUGUCUGGUGCUCCUCCGGUUCGGUCUCUCCCGACGGAACAUUAGUCCAAACCGGUGGCUUCAACGACGGCUACCGUGCGGUCAGAACCUUCACCCCGUGCCGCUCGUGCGACUGGGCAGAAGUUCAGCAUGGACUCGCGGCGCAGAGAUGGUACGCCACCAAUCACAUCUUGCCAGAUGGACGUCAAAUAAUUAUCGGAGGAAGAAGACAAUUCAACUACGAGUUUUACCCCAAGACACAAGCCAAGAAUACUUACAGUUUACCUUUUCUUGCUCAAACCAACGACGCUAACGCUGAAAACAAUCUCUACCCGUUUGUUUUUCUAAACGUCGAUGGCAACCUUUUUAUCUUUGCCAACAACCGCGCUAUCUUGUUCGAUUACAAUAAGAACAGUGUCGUGAGAACCUACCCUCAAAUACCCGGUGGAGAUCCACGGUGUUAUCCUAGCACCGGUUCCGCAGUUUUGCUUCCUCUUCGAGAACCUAAUGUGGAGGCUGAGGUUCUGAUUUGUGGUGGAGCCCCGAGAGGGGCUUUUCGGAAUACUCUCUCGGGUAAGUUUGUUGGAGCGUUGAGAACUUGCGCUCGGAUUAAAAUAACCGACCCGAAAGCGAAUUGGGUGAUGGAAACCAUGCCGAGUGCGAGAGUUAUGAGUGACAUGGUUUUACUCCCCAACGGCGACGUUUUGAUUGUUAAUGGAGCAGCUGUGGGGACUGCGGGCUGGGAAUUGGGCCGUAACCCGGUGUUAAACCCGUUUCUUUAUAAACCCAACAAGCGGGUCGGGAUGAGAUUUGAGGUCCAGAACCCGUCUCAUAUUCCGAGGAUGUACCACUCCGGUGCCGUUUUGCUUCGCGAUGGGCGAGUUCUUCUCGCUGGGAGCAACCCUCACACGUAUUACAAUUUCACCAAAGUGUUGUUUCCAACGGAACUGCGGUUAGAAGCGUUUUCUCCUUGGUAUCUUGAGCCCGGAUUCUCUAACGUGCGUCCCGCAAUAGUAUCUCCUGCGUCCCAAACAAAACUCAAGUACGGUCAGACGUUGAGGCUUCGGUUUAAGGUGAGCGCGACUUUGGUUGGGGAUUCGGUGUCUGUUACCAUGCUGGCGCCGCCAUUUAACACGCACUCGUUCUCCAUGAAUCAGAGGCUGUUGGUGCUGAAGCCGCACCAUUUGAGUGGGGUUGGAGAAUCAACGCACGAGGUUGAAGUUACCGCGCCGGCUUCCGCUGUUCUUGCGCCACCGGGUUUCUAUCUGCUGUUUGUGGUCCAUCAAGAAGUUCCAAGCCACGGUAUUUGGGUCCAGAUGGUGUGAAAUUGUGAAUUCUCGUCUCUGCCUGCUCGACAACUUCGUUCGUAUAUGUUCUUUUUAUUCAAGUUAUUUAUUGUUGUGAAUGUCUGGGAGUGAACAGAUUCUUGAGUGAGUAUUUAAACUGUAAGAUAUGGGAAGAUAAAAUUCAAAUAAAGCCAUUUAUGGCCUAUGGGGCGUGUAAAUAAUACCCUAGGAAGUUUGUAAUUAUAGUUCAUGGAUAUUUCUUUGCAAUUCUUAACAUUGUGUUUGGUCAGAAGUGUAAACAAAAAA
Glycine soja is the source of this 1925-nucleotide messenger RNA. Its product is annotated as aldehyde oxidase GLOX1-like. NCBI's taxonomy places the organism in Eukaryota, Viridiplantae, Streptophyta, Magnoliopsida, Fabales, Fabaceae. Bases 66 to 1658 code for a protein of 530 amino acids. The record is from RefSeq and is a predicted model, not a curated record. The transcript has a single exon.